Molecule: messenger RNA, 9284 nt
Organism: Mercenaria mercenaria
Lineage: Eukaryota; Metazoa; Mollusca; Bivalvia; Venerida; Veneridae
Exons: 2
Coding region: 85-7575 (2496 amino acids)
Biological process (GO): cholesterol metabolic process
Source: RefSeq, a predicted model, not a curated record
UAUAAAGCAAACAAACGUUUCAUACCAAUAUAAUUGUAAAUUUUCGAACAUUUACAACCACUUUGUUAAUACUUCAAGGCAUUAAUGCACAGAGAUACAAUGUCAAGGAAUCCGAACAGAAGAAAACGGUUUUGGUGUGCGCUUUGGAUAACUUGUGUUCUCCUACAGCAAUGUAGAGAAGUGUUGUUAAUGAACGUGCUACAGAUGCAGAAUGAGCGAACUCAGUUGCCGAGAAACCAAGACCAUGGCAACACUACGUAUGAUCACUCCCAGCUGAGGCAGUCUAGUAAACAACAGAAACAAAAUGUCUUGCGCAAAACAGAACCUGCAAAGUAUGACGAAGAAAUUAAAGGUUUUCCUUUCCGGCCCGGGCACUUGGGUAAGUCUGGUGAACCACAAGAAGAUUCCACAAACAAAGUAUCAAGACGUUCAAUAGUUCAGAGGGAUGAGGAAGUACAUAAGGUCGUUUCCGCUGUGAAACACGUAGCCAAAAAGCUUAAAUUCAAGCAAGAAAAUGCAGAGACCUUAAAAGCCAGUGUCUGUCACAAAUCCAAGUUAAAACAUUUGGAACAUUUUUGGAAAAGACAGCCAGUGGUCUAUAACUUAUAUUUGCUAUCAAGUGCGGUCGUUGCUAGCAUAGGAUCGUGCCAUAAAGUUAUGAUAAGUCAUGUAGAAGAAUUAGUUGAUAAUUUGGGAAGCGAGGACGCCAUUGAACUUCUAGAAGAAUCCGUUCCUAUCAUUGAGUCUAUCAGAAAGAUUACAGACGACGAUACUCUCGGACAAGAAGACGACAAUCGGCUUCUUGAACCAGAAAGUCCAGAAAAGCAUCAUUUUAAACAUAUGAGACAUAUCUUAGUCGACAGCAUUGACAAAGUGCACAUAUUCUCUGCCCUACUGAAUAAAGAGAAUAAAAACGAGACCCGAACAGUCGCAUCCGACCUGGAAGAAAAGAUUGAGGAAACAAUGCUAGAGUAUGACAUUAUGUCUCAGAUUUUAAAUAUCCAGCCAAACAAGAAAAUACAGAAACGUAGCGCUGACACCAUUAAUAACAAACACGAAGUAUUUCGGACAUCGACAGAAGCUGCUUUCAAGUCAUUCACAUCUUCAAGCAAAAAAAGAUUGAAUAAACUUCAUUCAAAAGCACUUACAGUUAUUGCGGGACGUUACAAACACGAUACAGAUGACCAUCAUUCUACCAAAGUUAGGGAUAGCUCCGGUUAUUCAACCUUAGAAGGAAAGGGGAUCCGAAAUCACAGAUCUGUUGAAGAUUAUGAAUCGUUAGUAAUGAUAAGAAAUGAAAAUUUUCCUUGCAAACUUUUGUCGUUUUGUGGAAAUAAGCUGUGUUUCAAACCAUAUGAUGAACAAUUUUUAAUUGAUCAAUUAUGGGUUUGGGAAAACGGAUACCUGCAACACCGUGGUACAUAUAAGUAUGUGACCAGACAUACAGAAACAGAUACAAUAUCUUUACAGUAUGAAUUACCUUCGGAGAAAUUUACGUUUAGUGGCCGCAGUUUUUUUCUUACGGACAACAGCAGCUGCACUAUUUUUGUUGAUGACGAGGAUAGUGAUGCACAGUUAAAGAUUUCGUGUCAGAAAACGCCACAGGUAUGGUCAUUCACAACGUUUCAAGAAGCAAAAAACUCAAUAGCAUCAAUAGCUUGCCUUUUUCUGAUACAAGACAUUGAAACCUGCUCUGUUGUUACACCGCAAAAUUCUAGUGGAAUGCAGCUCCUCGUUACCAAACCGAUUGACGAAAGCGAUAUGAUUAACCAGGUAUGGCAAUGGGACCAACAAUACAUCAGACAUUACAGCUCAAAAUUAUAUCUGACUUCCGGUCCAAAAGGCAUAACACCACGUGCUCUUACUCUAGAGAAAGAUACAAUUGAAAAAUGGGUUUUUGACGACCACGAAUUGCAAAUGUUUAGUUCAACUGAAGGAGCCGUUUUGGAUACCACAAACGGAAAAGUAUCACUUGAUACCAGCAGUAAAAGUCGUGUUAAUCUGACAACUGCUAAUGAAAGUGAUUUAUUGAACUGUGAGUCCCGUGGUCACUAUUUUGCCAUUAAACAUGCAGAGGAGCCGUGUAAAGUAUUGUGUGUGAAAUCAGAGUCAGUGGGUCCAGAUAAUCUGUUUCGUGUUGUUGCUGUUAGUAUCAGCUUUGUGACAGGGAUGCUGCUUGGUCUAAUGAGCCUUGCAUGUACAGAACAUAACAAAGCUUUUAAGAUAGCAUUCGCUGUCGGGGUAUUAUCUGCGGCUGUAUGUGCUGCAGUGAUUGAAUCUUCUAAAUUGUUUCUGAAGGAAUAUCAGACUGUUGAGUUUCGAGAGUUUUAUACAGCAAAGCCUUUAACAUGUUUGUGGCACGAUUAUACAGGGAAACUUAGGAGUGCAGACAACAAUAGAGUUUUUAAUUUGGAAUCUUCAAGUGAUGGUGUCGGCUUCGUGGUUCGACUGAACGCCGAAACAGAUCAAGCGUGGUUAUUUAAGAAUGGAACUAUAUUCGGCAAUUUUUCUACCUCCUGUGAAAUUAACUUGAAAGACAACAAAGAACUGGAUGUACAACAGAGCGAUACAUUAUUGUUUAGUUGCAAAGAAACUGCCUCCAAAAAUGCAUCUUGGACCAAAGUUUAUCACGACGGCACUAUGAAUUUCAGAAGGCAAGUUGUUUGCAUGUACUUUUUACAACAGACAAAUGAACAAAAAUGUGCGUUUCUGACCGCCGACAAGAAUUUAUCAGAACCAAUACCCCAAGUUUAUUCUAAUGAACAGCUUCUUGAUCAAGUAUGGUACUCAAGUGGCAAUUCGUUAGAAAAUGUGGGGACAGGUGAAAGUUUUAAUGAAAACAUCAGCAACUUUCAGAAGAUCCCAUACGACGAAGCCGAUAAAAUAAUUAGCGUGCUAACCAAAUGCCACCAUAGCAGGUUUUUUAUUCAGUCUGAAAAUUUCCCAUGCAAAUUGCUUACCGUGUCAACUGAUGCAGGAAGUUACAAACUAGCCUUACGCGAGUACAGUAUUGAAAUGUAUUUCAACCAACUCUGGACAAGUAAUAAUGGACAUUUUUAUAACAUAGGAACUGGAAAAAGACUUGCUACUCACAGAAGAAACUUGUCCUCGUUCGAAUUUAUCUUAUCAAAUUCCGAUUUUAUUCAAUAUGACGACUGGAGUUUUGAAAACAAGACCAUAAAAUCCACAAAUUCAGGAUGCUCUCUUUUUGCGACAGAGGUAGAUGGUGAUAUUGAAGUUCAGUGCAAAAACAGAACUAAGUCACGAUGGGAUAUUGUCCCCUUCGACGAAAACUUUGCAUUUCUAAAAAGCGUGCUGUGUACAUUUUUUAUACAAAAUCAGAAUCCUCCAUGCACAUUUCUUACGGCAAACAAAACAAACGAACUAGUGUUUUUGGAGUAUAUGGCUACAGACGUAAUUGACGACCAACUCUGGUUCAUGUCAGACGGUCGCUUGGUAAAUCUUCAAAGUGGUAUGCCACUUACUAUCAAAGCCCAGGGGAAUGAAAUAACCAUAAGCAAUGAUGAAUCUGGAACAGAACUAAAGUGGACUUAUCUAAAUGAAAUGCUCCUCGAACAAAAUUCGAAAGAAUAUUUAACUGGCUUCGCUUCAGUUCGACUUGCUACGGAAAAUGAAGUCCUGGUUAAUAAAAGUAAAUUCUGGAAUAUCAUAAAUUCAAACACGAUUGCAAAUCAUUUGAACACGUUCACGUGCCAUUCCUCGAACACAAAGUUUUUCUUCUUAAAAAAUCAAAUUCGUCCAUGCGAGUUGCUUACAGCAACAAGUGACAAGCACUUGUCUUUUGAAAUAUUUGAUGAAGAAUUGAUUGAGAAACAAUUGUGGUACAUUGAAAAUGGUCGAUUGUUUAAUGUAUAUACAGGAAAUGUAACUAAAUUUGUCAAGGACAAAUCUGGUACCUUCAAUAUUAAAAUAAGUGAAAUGCUCAUAUACGACACUGAACAAAUUAUUUACCCAAUGAACGAUAAGCUCGUGCAUGUGUACAACACAACACACGAAUGCUUUCUAAGUUAUAUUGAACAUAAUGGAAGUUCCAGCCUGACUUGUCAGUUUACCGAAUCAAAGGCGUCGGAGUGGAAACGUGUUGACUUUAACGAAGAACUGAGAAAUGCAGAUGAUCUAAUUUGUUUAUUCUUUCUACGAAGCAAGUUAGCUCCCUGCGAAUAUUUGACUGGGUAUGAAGAGAAGGAAGUAGUAAAAGUAAGACCUCGCAUAAAUGAGCUUAUAGAUAACCAACUGUUCUACUGGAGAAAUGAAUACAUAGUACAUAUGAAAACUGGAUUGCUUCUGACCGCAUCCAUAGAUCGUUCGUCAGAAGUCACUCUUCAGCAAGAAGGUACCGAGACAGAGACAUAUUACCAACAUUGGUCGGCACUGGGCAGUCAGAUUGUACCACUGCGUCAUUACUACUUAGCGUUAGAAGUGAAUACAGAUAUUGACGGCAAGGUUGUCCUAGCUAAAUCGUAUUGUGAAAACCAGACUGCAUGGUCACAGCAAUGGUUAGAAGAACCAUAUCACACUUUGACUGAUACAUAUGUCUCCGAGCCUCGAGAUGAAUGCAUCGUCGAAGAGAAGACAAAUAACACAGUUUUCUUUAUUCGCAGUAAGGCACAUCCAUGUCUGGUCCUGGCUGGGAGUGACCAGGGAAGCUCGCCGUAUUUUGAAGUUUUUGAUCCCGACGACAUAGACAGAUUUAUAUGGUUUCGUGACAAUCAUCAUAUUAUCAACCUUAAAACAGACCUGGCUUUGAUGAUCGAUUUUGAGGAAGGUAGCAACGAGAACAACGUGAUUAUGUGGCAGUACUAUGCCUUUUCUCUUGCUCAGAAGUGGACUAGGAACAAGGACGACAUAUUCCGAUCUGGCUUGCAAAACAACUGUUUCCUUCAGUCCGAAAAUUUGGAUGGAAUUGUCACGAUUGUGUCAAAAUGUUCUGAGUUAGUCAUGUCGGAUUUAGAAAUGGUGAUGUAUGGUGAAGACGCCGAUGCCAUAAGCAGCUUAACUUGCACGUUCUUUAUAAAAAGUAACGCUAAACAUUGUGAGCUUUUGACGCACAUUGGUGGUAACCGAAUUAGGACACGACCUCUACUCACAGAUCAGAUCCUGCAUCAGUUAUGGUACUGGAAAGGAAAGAAACUGGUCAACUAUGGAAAUAAUGGUGUUAUGAUAAUAACAAACACUUCAAAUACCGUCAAGUUACAUACGUCCUAUGAUUCACGUUACGGAUAUUCGUGGUUAUACACUAAUUCGUUUUUCAAGUCUCAACAAGUAAAGAAUGCCUUUAUUACCAUUUCGGAAACGACUGGUGAAAUAGUGGCAGACUCGAUUCUUCAAACAUCCCCCGAGCUCCAACAAUGGAUCCUGAUAGACAGAGAUGAAGGGGUCAAUAAUCCUUCUCAGCUAAUUUGUACUGAUUCAUUUAAAGAUAAAAAGCUCUAUGUAGUAAGAAGCGAGCAUGAUUCCUGCCCUUUGCUCACGGCGACAGAUAGCAGUUCUAUCGGUGUUGCUAAAAUGUCAAACUCUUUUUCUAGUAAUGGUCUCUGGAUGAAAGACAACAGUCAUAUAAUUCAUACAAAUCAAAGAAAAUGUCUUAGUGUCAAAGAGAGUGUUGUAAGUGGAACUAGCGUCUUUCUUCAACAGAAGUACUUCUAUGAAAAAUUACAGCAUUGGUCUACCGAUGAUGAUGUUAUAAAAUCCAAGUACACAAACCAUUCUCAAUAUCUGACUUUUACGGGAUCGAAAGUAGUAAUGGCAAAUAAUUUGGCUGACAAUCAUGAUAAACAAAAAUGGAAAUGGUACACUGUUGAGCAAAUUGAAAACAAUGACAAACUACUCCGCUGUUCACGCUGCUACAAUAAAGGAGAAGAAACGGCAUCUGAAGUCAUAUCCUAUAUUCCCGUGUUCGGUUGGUUAUAUAACCUCGGUCGUUCUAUAGCUUAUGGAGCAAAGAACUGUCCGGAUAUAGCUAUAUCGUCACUUAUAGAUGGCAUAAUCGAUGUUGCUUUAGAUGUUAUAGUUGCCCUUAGUGCUGGCACAGCGUCUGCAUUAGCGUAUGGUGUGAAAACCGGUCUCAAACUAGGAGUGAAAGCAGGUUUUAAUGCAGUCAAAACGGCGCUUAAGUCUAUGAUAAAGGUGACAUUUAAAUCUAUGAAAUCAAAUAUCUUAAAAUUUGUAAGACGUGGCCUGAAGAAAAAUAUAAGCGGUCAGCUGACAAGAAUACAUAUGAAGUCCAAAGUUGUAUCUUCAGCGAUAAAAAAUCGCUUCUUGAGGCUAAAAUCUCUCAAAAGCACUAAACUGUUUCGACUUAAGUCUUGGAUAAAGAAAACGCUUAAAUUUAAAACAAUUGCACAUAUCAAGGACAUAUCAACAUAUAAAAAAAAAUUCAAAGCUACAAUCUAUAAGAUCAAAUCGUCUUUGAAAAGAAUUCCACAUAUUCUUCAAAGAAAAGGUGAAUAUUUACAAAAUAAGGCUAGUGAAAAACUAAAGGUGUUUGGAAAUUCUUUGGCAAAUAGGGCCGAAAAGGCUGUAAAAAAAGUAGAUGAUUUAUCAUCAACAAUAGAUAACAUACAUCGGAGAUGUAAAAGAGCACUCGGAAACUGUGUAAAGCCGAUUUUGAAUGACAUAACGGACUAUAAAGACGAAAUACCGCGUAUUUCAGGAAAUCCAAUAAAAAACGACCUUGAGGAGCUUGCUAAAAAACAUGUAUUGCCAGAUAAAGGACAAGUAGCAGUUGUUGGACUCAAACAAGGAAAUAAAUUUAUUGAAACAGCAGAAGAGACUAUAGACAAACUAAGAAGUGCAGGCACAAAACCAAAAUAUAAAUUUCCUUUACCUGCAACGAACCCAAAAACAUAUAAAGGGAAAGACGUAAUGCACACUGAGCAAAGUUUGAUUGAUAGAAUUGAAAACACUGUAAAACAGAAGUGUAAAAAACAAGACCCUUGUGAAGUAAUUUUAUACACGAAGCUAGCUCCUUGUAAUGAGCGAGAACCACCGAACGCAGUACCCUGUUUAACAUAUCUUACUGAACAAUGUAAAACAUGGUUCCAAAGUUCUUCAACAAAAUGCAAAAUAAUUUUCACUGAAACUUAUUUGGAUGACAUUUUUACAGCUAAAAUGGAUGAAUCUUUGGCUAGUGUAUUUGGAAGAAAGAAACCAAUACAUAAUGAAUUUCCGGACGCAAUACGUGAGGUAAAGAAAUUUGCAGAGCAAAAUUUACUUAAUCUACAAAACCGUGUUUCCAGAGUCAGCUGGAACCUGAAAUUUAGUGAAAGACAAAAACGUAUUUUCGGACACGCAAUGUCAGAGGCUGUUAAAAUCGCAGAGGACGACAUAAGUCUGUUCUGGCUUAACCUGUUUGGCAGGUUAGACGAUAUUUUUCGGGACUACCCAGUCAAGGCUGGCGUAAAACGUAUACGAGAGCAAAUAGACAAAGAAGUACAAGAGUUGAUCCGAGUGUCACUUAAUGUGGAAGCAAAAAACAGAAUUACAGCAAAAGCAAUAUUUGACAUAAAAUAUUCUAGCGGCGCCGGUGAUAGCAUUACAUUUUAUCGUACGUAAUACUUUGAAAAUGACUUUCACGCUGUUUCCUUAAAUUACACAUAUAUCUCUGUCUCAUAUUUACUUUUCUUUCGUAAAACUCUUAUAGACAAUUUUAGCACAAUCAUUAAAAUCGUACAUUUUUAUGUUGAAGUUAAUAAACGCACUUUAAUUUGUAUAACAAUUUGCACAAAAAAAAAAAUUUACAAAUAAAAGAUCAGCAAUCUUUUGUCAGUACUAGCUUGGGGUUCAGUGAAAUAGAAAAGGCAGUUUUCGAAUUGUUUUUGAAUAAAACUAUAGAAAGUGCUCGGGCGUUUGGCAUAAGUUCUUUCUGGCGUUACUUAGAUUUCGAACAAGAGAUUACUCGCGCAUUUAGGAGCACAAGGAUAGAUGAAGUGAAAAAAAAAACAAGUGAAGAAGUUGUUCAGAAUAUCACUGAAUGUAGAAGCUAAAAGAAGAAUGACAAUUAAGCAAUAUUCGACACGACACGUGAUACGGGUUACUCCAUUAUCUUUCACUGGGCGCGAAAUGUAUGAAAACAAUGUGCUACUGGGUUGCAAACGUUAUGAAUAUUUCAAAACUUGUUCGUUUAAAUGAAAAAGGCAAAUAUAACAUCUUGGCGAAAAAGGAGUUCAUUCUGGGAGUCUUUCCACCUAGUUUUAUAAAGAGAUAUAAUACAUAUAAUAAUACAUGUAUGUGUAUAUUUCAUUAAAAGAAUCCCAGAGUGCAUAUAUUCCAUGAGAAAACCUGUAUUAGUGACAUAAUAUAAUUAUUGCAUAAUUAGUAGUUUAAAAUACUGGAAAAUCGCUGUUUUUCUUAUGUUGCUCCAGAAGCUAGAAACUAAUAUAUUGUAAUACUGUCAUCUAAGACUAAUCAAAUUCUACCAUAUUUUUCAUAUAAAUGUUGUUUCUGUUGUCACGGCAACGGAAAUUCCAAAGCACCCAUGUGUCAUGAAAAUAUAAAGGUGUAUAGAUAAAAGACCCGUGAUGAAACAAAAAAUAUACGGUUAAGUUAUUUUACAGUAAAAUCGCCUAAAACUGUUCCUAAAUAUUGAAAUGUAUUAUGUUAAGUAAGUGUUACACAUAAUUUGUUUCAUUAAUGACUUGAAAAAUACACGCCAUAUACAACGACGUCAUACUGCUUUCAUGACGUUCUUAACGUCACGUCUCAAAAUGUCCUCGGCGACUAACUUAAAAACAUUGUAGCUCUUAAGAUAGUGAAGAUAACCAUUUCAAAUUUUCAGAUUUGAAAGAUAAAAGAAUGUUCUUCAUGAAUAUUUUGUUAUCUCAAUUUUGAAAUUUUUGUCACUAAUACAGGUUUUCUUUGUCAUCUAUAAAAAAAUUUAGAUCCCCUAUAAUAGUUGCAAAGAUAUUAAGAUAUUAUCAGACACGCCUGGACAAACAUUAAUUAGUUUGAAAGAAGAUUAAGGUACCUAUGAUAAUGCACUUUCUUUCAAUGUAGUUCAUCACGCCAGGUUUCUUAAAGUUCUCUUGUUACUGUCCGAGGAAACAGUUGAAAAAUAAGAGCAAAAAGGAUGGUUAUUUAAAUUAACCUGGACAUGUAGAUUCAACUAUACAUUUUUUCAGUAUUUGUAUGAUCCGUGAGUUUGUUGAUAAAUGUAAUUUAUUUAUAGGUCAGUUGGGUCAUAUUGGUUUCAUUUUGUAUUCUUAUGUAUAUGUAUAUGGCGAUACUGUGCACUUGUCAAAAUAAUAAACUACUAUUCUAUCUUA